AAUUGUGAGGUGUGUGGGUUGGAAAAUGAAAAUCAGCACAGAAAACACUUCGAUGUCUUGACCACAGAAUUGGUGCCAGUUACAUAACACUAUUUCAUUGUAGGAAGAGCAGUGUAAACGCCGUUUUGUAUUUCACGGAUGCGCCUUUCAUAUUGGAAUCGUCCCCUCGUUACUGCUUGACAUUAGGUUUUGGUGUUUCUGUGGUUGACUCCAGGAGGAGGAGGUGGGCAGCAGUAGCAGCAGGUGAUCACUGGGAGCUUCAGUGCAGCUAGCGCGGAUGGGAUACAUCAGACUUCAGAUAGAGCCUGGCUGGGAGAGGGAGUGAGAAUGGACAACCUUUCUGACUUUGGGUCCCUAUGUCCGUCCAGCAAGAGGGAAUGGGACACCAGCAGCUGUGUGGACCAUUUGAUGGAUGAAGAUGAGAAAGACAGGGCAAAAAGGGCAUCUCGUAACAAAUCAGAAAAGAAAAGAAGAGACCAAUUCAAUGUGCUCAUCAAGGAGCUAUGCACCAUGUUGCAGGGCCAAGGCCAUCCACGCAAGAUGGACAAGUCCACCAUACUGCAGAGAACUAUCGACUUCCUGCAGAAACAGAAAGAAAUCACAGCACAGACAGAGUCGUGUGAGAUCCGGCAGGACUGGAAGCCUUCGUUCCUCAGUAAUGAGGAGUUCACCCAGUUGAUGCUGGAGGCUUUAGACGGUUUCCUCAUAGCACUAACUACAGAUGGAAACAUUAUAUAUGUGUCCGACAGUGCGUCUUCACUCAUUGGCCAUUUACCGUCAGAUAUGGUGGACCAAAAUAUCUUGAACUUCCUCCCUGAGCGUGAGCAUGGGGAGGUCUAUAAGCUGCUAUCAUCCCACAUGCUGAUGACUGACCCCAUCUCUGCUGACUUCCUGGACAGUAAGACACACAUUGAGUUCUGUUGUCAUUUAGCCAGAGGAAACAUCCACCCAAAGGAACCGCCUACAUAUGAGUAUGUGAAAUUUGUCGGAGAUUUCAAGUUUCAUAACAAUGUGCCUACAUCCUCUUGUAACGGGUUUGAGUUGACAUUACCAAGAACCCUGCCGUCGUCGCUGGAAGAGCAGGUCUGCCUUGUUGCCACUGUACGAUUAGUCACUCCACAGUUUUUAAAGGAUUUGUGUAAUGUGGAAGAUCCCUGUGAUGAAUUUACCUCCAGACACAGCCUUGAAUGGAAGUUCCUGUACUUAGAUCACAGAGCUUCACCAAUCAUCGGCUACUUGCCCUUUGAAGUUCUUGGGACUUCUGGCUAUGAUUACUAUCAUGUGGAUGACUUGGAGCUAAUAGCGCAGUGUCAUAAGCAAUUAAUGCAGUUUGGGAAGGGUAAAUCCUGCUACUAUCGGUUUCUGACCAAGGGUCAGCAGUGGAUCUGGCUCCAGACACACUACUACAUUACAUACCACCAGUGGAACUCCAAGCCAGAGUUCAUAGUGUGCACUCACACAGUCGUCAGUUAUGCGGAGGUGCGAGCGGAGAGGAGGAGAGAGUUUGGCUUGGAGGAGACAUCACCUGAGAUGGCCACUUCAUCAUCCAUAAAGGCUCAGGAGGUGUACCUGGACAUCUGUCCCAUUCUGGACCCCCCUGGACUGGACAGGAUGAGCGGGGCACGCUCAGUGUCCUCCCACAGCUCCCGGAAGUCCUCCCACACGACCCUGUCUGACUCAGCAUCAGCCAACUCGUCUUUGCGGUACACAGAUGCUUGCACACCAUCACGGCAGUCAGCAUCCAUCGCUGGGACAGAGGAGAAUUCGGCCAGACUCGCACCCAGUAGUGCAAAGACUUUGGGGCUAAACUCUUUUGACCUCCUUCCCCAACUGAGCAUCCCUCUUUCUCCUACCUGCAGCCAGCACUCCGCAAUGUCGCAACAACAACAACAGAAGCCGCAGCAGCAACAGUCCAUGUACCAGCAGCAGCAGCCCCCUGAGCCUCAGCUAGGUGUCAUGCACCAGCUCAAGGAGCAGCUGGAGGAGAGGACACGCAUCCUGCAGAUGGACAUCAAGACUCAGCAACAGGAGCUGCAUGACAUCAAGGAGAAGCUGCAGCUGGCUAACCUCCAGAUGUUGUUACAGCAGCCGGUCCACAGUGAUUUUGGUCAGGUCCAACAGCAGCAGCAGCAGCAACAGCCUCAGCAGCAGGGUCCAGGGAGGCCAGCCCAGCAGCAGCAGCAGGGCCAGUCUGGGGUGAUCAGGCAGGCCUCGAGCCACUCCAAACAGCCUCUUCAUGGAGCCCAUGGCUCGUCCCCUCACUCUCUCCUCAGAGAGCAAGGCACACCCUCCCCUCAGGUGCAGCAGAGGUUGAUAAGGAGUGCAGGCGGGCAGAUGCAGGCGGUCAGUCUCCCGGUACAGACCCACACCAACCUGACCAUGCCCUUCUACAGCAACCCCAUGAUGUUCUCUCAGCAGACGAGCGCACGGCCACUGCAGGACGCAAACCAAAGACACUCAGACACUGAGUUUAGCCAAGAGGGACAGCUACGCAUGCUGCUCAACCAGCCAAUGCAGACCCUCGUACCUGAUAGCAGUGUUACCUCCCAGGCUUCCCAGUGCAACACAGCCAUCCAGCAAACCAAAUACACCCUGGAGCAGCAGAUGAUGACCCCAUCGUUCCCCAUGCAGCAGGUGAACUGCAACGCUGUCCUGGUCCCCUCUCCCGUCUUCACGUCCUCCAUCAUGAUCCCUCACAACAGCUUUAUCACGCACCAGGCCCAGCCCGCCUACCAUGCUCAGCAGCAGGCCUGCCAGCACUCUCUGCAGCUGCAGCAGCCCCAGCAGUUCUUUCAGAUGCAGCCCCAAGGACUCUUACACAGUGGAACCACUCAGGCUUUCUUCCACACCACUAAUGUCCCACAGCAAGGUACUGUGGGUUAUAUUCAACAACAACCGCAGCAGCAACAACAACCACAACAACAGCAGCAACAACGACAACACCAAUAUUCCCAAAACCAGACUGGCAGCCUUUCAGACUUCCGAAAUAUGCUCACUCAGUAGCACCGAAGACACAAACAGAGUGGUGAGAUAUUCCCUGAAACGUAUUGUCACAGGUUCGGGGGCAGAAUUCUAUGGGAUGCAUAGAAGACACAGAGAGGCAUAUUUGGUACCAUGCUGUGCUGUGUUCUUCACUGUUUAAGAAGCCAUUUUGGCUUUGUUUCCACAGCAAAAAAAAACAUAAAUGAAAAUAUGCCUGUGGUGACCUUACUUCUGAUAAGGAGCCACCCUUUUUAGACAAAGCGUUUUUUGUACCACAUGCUGGGUUGAACCACAGGCAGAGGCUGCUUGGACAGGGGGUGGCCCCCAAGGCGACAGCUCUCCCGGAAAUGGAAAAGGAGUCAGUGUGCUGAAGGGCUGCGCUUCGCUGCACCACCAUCUCUUUCCACAGAGCUACUGGGGGCCAUGCUUAUUCGUCAUAUUUCAUCAUGACACUGCUGGAUGGAAAACACUAUCAAAGUAAUCAACAGGAAAACCGUGCUGCUGUGUGUUUUCAUGCAGAUGUGUUUUCAACAAAAAGAGAGGUUAUUGUUAGGUGAGUCUAAUUGUGCACUGACUGCACUGUGUUCAUACCAUAUGUCCUGUUGUUUCCAGAGAGUAAACGCAUGCAGUGAGCAUUUACUCCUUCAAAGUUGCAUCUUCAUUUCACUUCAUUUCACAUGAAAAACACUUAUGUGUCUGUAGGUUAGGGUUUUGCUGUGCAGUUGUUGCAUAAAAAAAGUAUGUAACAUAGGAAGACUGUUAUGAAACAGUAGUUUUACAAACCUAUAAAAACAUAAUAUUUUCUCCCACAAGGAAAUGUAAAGGAAGGGAUUCAUUUUGAUGUUGGACAUGUCGUUUUUUUCAUCAAACAUUCAGUCAGCCACUCCCAGACAUAGUUGAUAUCAUUAUUAAACACUUAAGUAUAUUCACCACUCAACAAUAUUAGUCCCAUGUUUGGGGGGGGGGAAUCAUUUUCAUGACUGACACAGCAACUGGAACAAUGUCCUCAUACAAUGACUAUUAUUUUAAUUAUAGAUUCAAAUAUUUAGAAUUUUUUUCUAAAAACGAAGAAUAGUACCAAUUUAAUUAUGGCAACAUUUGUAUUCAAUAAUUCAUAAAAAUCAGGCUUCAUAUUGUUUAUCCACACCUUAAUGGAAAGAGCGAACAUUAUUAGUAGACUACCAUAGCAUGUUUGUUCAUUUACCAUAUAUUUCUAAACAAAUUUAAGCUGUUCUCCUGGGUGCGUUUUUAAUCAGGCAUUUAAAGAUAAGACAAUAAGGUCUUAAUGCCUUAACUGGCUCACAAGAAUAAACUACUAACAGCACAAUAACGGUAGUUUGUUGCCCAAAUCACCCAAGGACUCAUUGUUUUGUAUCAAGUGUAACAGAUGCUGCAAUGAUUAGGAAGACAUAUUGUAGUUUUCUUACAUUGAUUAUGUAUGCUUUCAUAAUGUAAUUUUUUUCUCAGGUUAUCUGUGGAAACAAAUAUUCUCAGUAUUACAUUAAGAAUUUGUACUUUUCAGAAUUUGCUGGUUACAGUUUCAUUGUUUAUAUUUGGUAGUCAAUCUUUGCAAUUCAGCAGAAUGACUAGAGAGACUAAAAGUGUAUUUGUCCAUGUAUGAGUAAUUGUGUCCAUACACUGGUGAUUUUAGAAAUACUGUGUAUGAACAAAAUACUAACCAGAGACAAAUGGCCCACUAAUGUAUAUGACAAUCAAACUGACCACUUCAAAUAAUACUACAUAUCACUUCAUCGGUCACAGUCACUCUCACGAAGACUGGUGCUGUUCAUUUUGUUUUAAGAGAUCAAACAAAGUUCUACAAUUCUUACAGUAUGUGCCGUUUUACCCUUUAUUAUGUGCAAUGUUAAUUUUGAAAAAAUGAUUUAUUCUGUUGAAAUUGUUUCUAGACAAGUAUGUACUCAUGUAAAAAAGAAGAGAUAUAGUUGUAUACUAUAAACUAAUGUACUAUGUGAAUUAAAUGGAAAUAUUUUUGUAUGAAAAUAUCUUUAACAUUCCUUCAACCAUGAAUAUCAGCAGUGUCUUUACUGUGGUACAGCUUGUAUCUGCUAAAGACUUUGUUAGAAUUACUUAAUCCACACUAAAAGACAGGUCAACUGGUCUCAGAGUGAUGCUGGCAUCAGGAAAGGGGGCCAGAUUAGAUUCAGUAAAACUUGUUGGCCUCUUGCUGGGGUCAGCCCAAUGUAAUUUUUUAAAAAAGUGAUAUGAGCAACACAUUGUUUCAACGUAGUUACUGUGUUAGUGCGUUAUUACUCUAAAGACACAACAGUGACUAUUCAAGACCCACAUGCAGAUUUGUUUAGAAACAGUCUUGUUAAAAUACCCAAUCCUUUUCAAAUCCUGUUUGUUGAUUGUCAGCAAAAUGUGUCCCUAGGUUGGCCUCCACUCAACCUUAUCAUUCAGAACAAAACUCAGUUGUUGGUUCAAUGUGCUCAAUGCCCAAUCAUAUGGUAAACUGCCUUUUGAAGCUGGUUGAAGGAACAUGUAGUGUGUUUAAUGAUCAAGCUCAUAUAAUAAGAGCAAACCAUGGACUCACAAUUGUCCAGUGUGUUCUCUAGCUAACUGUAGUUUAUCCUCCAUCUUAUGUAAAGAAUGUGCUUUAGUUGCCACCAUUUGCAUCCACAGGCAUUUAUUCAAUUUCCAUGAACCCAGUUCCACAGAUGAUUUUCUUUUUUUGAAGUUUUGAGGUCAUACUGAUAGCCAUUGUGUGUUUGCUAUGUAUUGCUUCAGUUUAUACAAAUGUUCAUGUUUAUUGGUAUGUGUUUGUUAAUUGUGAUUGCUACACUAGAUCAAAUGGUACUGUUUCUCUCUUUUUGAUUCUAUUGAAUCUGUCUCCCCAGCAGUAGAAAACACACUUUUUGUUUCACCGUUUGACUAUAUUUUUAUGUUAAUGGCUUCUUCAUCAAGUGUCAAUCUUUUUGUGACUUUGAUUUUUGCAUUUGUGACCUUUAGAGGUGACUGCGCAUCCUUGCAGUAUAUGGGGUGGAGAGUCCAUGAAUGCACACUGUAUAACAUUUGCCAGGAAGAAGUAAAACAAAAACAAAACAGAACUUGGUACUGUACAUAAGCCAUUUCAUUGCAGAAAACUAAUUGAAAAUAUUGUAUUAUAGAAUGUACAUUUAGAUUAUAGUUGUUUAAUUUAUAAGAUGUCAAAUAGAUUGAAUGUGUGUGUGUGUGUUUGUGUGUAUAUAUAUAUAUAUAUAUAUGUAUACUGUAUGUAUGUAUGUAUGUAUGUAUGUAUGAAUGUCACAUGAUUUUAAAGUAAAACAAACAGAAGUAUUUUGUAACACAUUAUUGAAGUGUCUUAUUGGGGGAGCUGAGGUUUUUAUUUUCUUCAGUUCAGCAAAUUGGUGUUGCACAGUUGAAUAUUGUAUGGCUUGUUUUUUUCUCUGUGUAUACCAUCAAAAAUAAGAUUAACAUAUUAAUAUUGUUUUAAAAUAAAUUAAUAAAAAAGUUGACAUUCUGAAACGGCUUGGAUAUAAAUUUUGUGAUAUUGAAUUAUUUAUUAAUCAA
Messenger RNA from Coregonus clupeaformis (lake whitefish), 6513 nucleotides. Its product is annotated as neuronal PAS domain-containing protein 2-like. Gene Ontology annotation, biological process: regulation of transcription by RNA polymerase II; circadian regulation of gene expression. The record is from RefSeq and is a predicted model, not a curated record. The transcript has 22 exons. NCBI's taxonomy places the organism in Eukaryota, Metazoa, Chordata, Actinopteri, Salmoniformes, Salmonidae. The coding region runs from base 328 to 3003 and encodes 891 amino acids. Gene Ontology annotation, cellular component: cytoplasm; nucleus; CLOCK-BMAL transcription complex. Gene Ontology annotation, molecular function: DNA-binding transcription factor activity, RNA polymerase II-specific; protein dimerization activity; RNA polymerase II cis-regulatory region sequence-specific DNA binding.